Molecule: messenger RNA, 1415 nt
Organism: Gossypium raimondii (Peruvian cotton)
Lineage: Eukaryota; Viridiplantae; Streptophyta; Magnoliopsida; Malvales; Malvaceae
Product: E3 ubiquitin-protein ligase ATL6
Exons: 1
Coding region: 82-1230 (382 amino acids)
Source: RefSeq, a predicted model, not a curated record
CUUCUUCCCUUUUUUUUUGUUCUUUUCUUUCAUUUGAAAGUUUAAAACCCCUUACGCUUCUUCAUUUCCUCUCAUCUCGCCAUGUCGUACACCGCCCACCAUGGAGUUAUCUCCUUCCAUUUCUUCGUCCUCUUGCUCCUCAUCUCUCCGCCACCUUCCACUGCCCAAGUCCAACCCACCAGCCCAAACGACGAACAAUACUCUUACGCGCGUUUCAGCCCUUCCUUGGCCAUAAUCGUCGUCGUUCUAAUUGCUGCUUUGUUCUUUUUGGGUAUUUUCUCGAUUUACAUCCGCAACUGCUCCGAAUCCAACGCCAAUGGAAGCAGCGUCAAUCCUGUUAACGGCGAAGCCGGCCGUUCGCGGCGUGGGACGCGUGGACUUGAAGCGUCGGUGAUCGAGACUUUCCCCACCAUGAUUUACUCUGAAGUUAAGGUUCAUAAGAUCGGUAAAGGAGCUCUGGAGUGCGCAGUUUGUUUGAAUGAAUUCGAAGACGACGAAACGCUGCGUUUAAUACCGAAAUGCGAUCACGUUUUUCACCCUGAAUGUAUUGAUGCUUGGUUGGCUUCUCAUACGACCUGCCCCGUUUGUAGAGCUAAUCUCGCUUCUCAACCAGGUGAUUCUGGAGUGAGUCAACCCACUGAGUUGAAUGAGAUCGCCACCGAGAUAGACCUCGAGGCUCCGAACGACAGCAGUGACUCGGAAAUGGAAGGAGAAGAAAGGAGAAUAAACAAUAAUAAUGUCAGCAGUGACGUAGAAGGUGGUGUUGCUCUGGAGGUUGAAGUAGUUGACUUGAACAAAACUUUAAAUAGGAAUCGUACACGUGGAUCAAUAUCUAGCCGUACACGUAAAUUCUUUUUUCCGCGCUCCCACUCAACUGGCCACUCUUUGGUCCAGCCCGGUGAAAACACCGACCGAUUCACCUUACGAUUGCCGGCUGAUGUUCGAAACCAGUUAAUAAACCGGAAAUUGAACCGGGCAACGAGCUUGGUUUUGCCUAAGGAAAAGGGUUCCCGACCCGGGGAAGAUGGUGGAAGUAGUAGAGGGAAGUCUUCUAUUCGGCUCAAUAAGAUGGACCGGGGAGUUAAGUCAGACCGGUGGCUUUUUAGUAUGUCACGAUCAUUUUUUAGUAGAGCAUCUUCCGUAAGGUCACCAAAGGUGACCAAUGAUUGUGAAGGAACAUCAAGUUUGCCGGCUGGACCCACGGCUGGCUCAAGCCGUCCUCAGGUCUAAUGGCUCUUAUUUUUCCCCACCAAAUUUAAUAAUAUGUACAUUAUCUAUGCUAUGUUUAUUUUUUCCUAAAAAAAUAUUUUUUUGUUUAUUAAUUUAAUUUGAUUUUCUGGAGCAAUGCAUGUAAGAUCACAUUCACGAUUGACCAUUUCAAUUGGAAAAAAAAAUGCCUGACGUUUGAGUUUGAA